Molecule: messenger RNA, 1843 nt
Organism: Periophthalmus magnuspinnatus
Lineage: Eukaryota; Metazoa; Chordata; Actinopteri; Gobiiformes; Gobiidae
Gene: rnft2
Product: ring finger protein, transmembrane 2
Exons: 10
Coding region: 129-1481 (450 amino acids)
Biological process (GO): positive regulation of ERAD pathway
Molecular function (GO): ubiquitin protein ligase activity
Source: RefSeq, a predicted model, not a curated record
GGUUGACGCAGGGAUACAGGGCUCUCAGCAUCCACAAAAACCUCUCCAUCCACCUCCCACAAUGACCAGACUCGCAGAAAUGAUGUGUGAACAUAUUCAGAGCUGGGCCAUGUGACAGGUGAUGUGCAAUGCAGAGGAGACACAGCAGCAACACGGAUGGCAUGCCCUCUGAAAGGAGCCGUAGCCAAACUCUGGGGUCGGAGAGCAGCCUGGAUGAGGGUGGUGUGUUUGACUGCUUAAAACCAGAAUCUCCAACAUCACCCCAACAGAUCUUCUCUGGCCUGGUGGGCGUUCCCUCUGGUUCUGUGUCCUCGGCCCAAUUCCAGGCGGCCGGAUUAGUCCUGGGCUCUCCUCCUGAAGUUUUUAUCCAGAUGACCACCUCCUCCAGGGACGAAGGGGGCCCCCAUCGCAGCGAGGUUGGCCCUUUCCUUCCUCGCCCUCCUCAGCAUCACCAUCACCAUCCUCAUCAUCACCACUUCCACCACCAGCCCCUGCAGCACCGGACCCCCUCUCUGCUCCAACAGGCCACCACAGCAGCUGGCUCUGAGAGGCAUGGCUCCAGGGAGGACUCCCAGGAGGACCAGUCCACUCCAGCUCCAGCUCUGUCUGAGCUCAAAGCAGUGGUCACUUGGCUACAGCGAGGCUUUCCCUUUAUCCUCAUCCUGCUGGCCAAAGUUUGCUUUCAGCACAAGCUAGGUUUAGCGGUCUGCGUUGGCAUGGCUUGUACCUUUGCGUAUGCCAACUCAUCUUUAAAGCACCAAGUGGCAUUAAGGGAACAUCGUUCUCUGCUAGUUGCUUUGUGGAUCCUCUUAUUCCUUGCAGGAAAUAUUUUCUAUAUCUACUACACAUUCCACAACGAAGAGCUUCAGAACAGCCUCAUAUUUGCCAAACCAAAUCUUGACAGCUUUGACUUCUUUGAUCUAAUCUGGAUCGUGGGCAUCACAGACUUUGUCCUCAAAUACUUCACCAUCGGUCUGAAAUGUUUCAUCCUUUUCCUGCCUAAGAUUAUGCUGGCCUUCAAAUCUAGGGGAAAGUGCUACCUGCUGAUUGAAGAGCUGAGCCAGUUGUUCCGGACUCUUGUGCCCAUCCAGCUCUGGUACAAAUACAUCAUGGGGGAGGAUCCUUCCAGCAGCUACUUUCUAGGGGCCGCGCUCAUCAUAAUCUACAGCCUGUGCAAGUCCUUCGACAUCUGUGGUCGAGUUUCUGCCAUACGCAAGGCCUUUGUCAUCCUCUGUGGCACUCAGAGCUACGGCGUGCGCGCGGGGACGCAGCAGUGCAGCGAGGCAGGUGACAUCUGCGCUAUUUGCCAGUCUGAUUUCAGAGACCCCAUAGCUCUGCUCUGUCAGCACGUGUUCUGUGAGGACUGUCUGUGUCUGUGGUUCGAUCGGGAGCGCACUUGUCCUCUUUGUAGAGCCACAGUCAUCGAGACCCCGCGAUGCUGGAAAGAUGGCACCACCUCGGCUCAUUUCCAGAUCUACUAGGCUUCAUCAGAGCUUAUGCAUCCUGUGCCCCGUGUGGCUCGCUGUAAACACUGCUACACAAUCUGCUGCGUCUCAAACAUAUUGCAAGGCUUUUUAAGGGCAAGGUCAUGGUCUGAGGAAUGCACAAGUCAGUUUAAAAAGUGAUUUACCAGUGUAGUGCUUUUAGUGUGACACAGAAUGAUUUUAACAUGUUUGUAUAGAUUUUAUUAUGCGACUAUUUAAAUUCCUCACUCCAUUAAGCAUUAAUUUUGCAAAAUAGAAUUCAAAGUUUGAAAUAAUCUUAUUAACGCUGCUGUGUAUGUGUCAUUUUUGUCUUAUUCAACAAAAUAACAACUGAAUAAACCACCUGUCCCUGUUUAUUU